AUGAGGCUGAUUGAAUUCUUCUGGGUUUUCCCAGUCAUCUCGGCGUCAACAUGGCUAAUUAUGCUUUCAUCCAUGUUGGGCCAUUGGGUCAUGUCGGGGGAGCCUACAUUUGGUAGGAUGAAGCCUGGACAGACUAUUCCGUUCAUUUCCGACAUCGGAGCGCAAGAGCUGAAGCCGCUCUUCAUGAUAGGAAGCUUCAUCACGAUGCUCUUUAUGAAUGUUACGUUCUACCAGUUCGUACAGUAUAAAGAGCAUGUUAACAAUAUCUCCAUGUAUCUUUCAUUCUUUUUCGCUAUCUUUGGGAGCCUCGGCUUGAUCAUGUUGUCGGUGUUUGACAAUCUCGACCAUCUGAUGCUACAUGACAGUUUUGUGGCUGUCUUCAUGACGGGCUACUUGGUCAGUGCAGCUGUAGUAUGCAUUGAUUACUUUUACCUUCGACUGUCGAGUCGCGUGAACAAGCGCAUGCUCAUGGCCAGCUUCGUGAUCAAGUUUACUUUCGUUAUUGUUGAGUUGGCCUUUAUUGUGGCCUUCCGAGUCAUUGCCGCUGGCGGCAAUAUGCAGAAGGAUACUGCAGCCAUCCUUGAAUGGGUUAUUGCAUUUACCUUUACUGGUUAUAUCCUAUCAUUCAUCAUUGAUCUCUUACCAUCGAGUCAAAAACCCUCGGACGAAUAUCACCAGCUGGAGAUGGAUAUGAGUUCUGAUUCAAGGUUGAUGAUUUGA
Penicillium malachiteum is the source of this 720-nucleotide messenger RNA. RefSeq names its product Frag1/DRAM/Sfk1 family protein. Lineage: Eukaryota; Fungi; Ascomycota; Eurotiomycetes; Eurotiales; Aspergillaceae. The transcript is spliced from 5 exons. The coding region runs from base 1 to 720 and encodes 239 amino acids. Gene Ontology annotation, cellular component: plasma membrane. The record is from RefSeq and is a predicted model, not a curated record.